Molecule: messenger RNA, 2229 nt
Organism: Ornithodoros turicata
Lineage: Eukaryota; Metazoa; Arthropoda; Arachnida; Ixodida; Argasidae
Product: serine proteinase stubble-like
Exons: 9
Coding region: 326-2083 (585 amino acids)
Biological process (GO): proteolysis
Molecular function (GO): serine-type endopeptidase activity
Source: RefSeq, a predicted model, not a curated record
CACGUCUAGAUUAUGCAAGAGGAAGUUUUCUGAAGCGUCACAGCAACACGUCAAAGACUGGAUAAUGUGGGUUAAGUCCAGGAUGGCGUGACCGGUCACUCAGAUGGCGGAGGAACUUCGUUGUAGCAACUCGUUUGGAUCUGUCAGAGUUGUCAUGUUAGCGGGGAACUGCCUGGUGGGAUUCCGUUGAGAGGCGCCUGUCGACGCAGACGCGGGAUGCAGCGUGGACUGUACACGUUACCUCUGUGUUCGGAAAGCAGACGAAGCGCAAUUGGAUAUCACUAAGUGGUCCACCCGCAAUGCUGGGUUUGGAAUUCAGCGUGCCAUGUGCUUAGCCCCCCUGCGCUUGGCCCUGCUGUGUGCGCUCCUCUCUACAGCCAUGUGUGUCACCCCCACCGCCUACAGAAACGCUACGGCAGCUGCAAUACCAGCGGACGCCAAGUCGCUUCAACGCACCGUUCGGUCCACCAUGGCCAUGAUGAUGCCUACCGAGAGACGCAUCCCAACAAUGCAAGAGAUCCUGGCCCUUCGGCAGCUCGUCUUCGAUAACGGCCUCGUGCCUGAAAUCCAGCGAGAGAUCAUGAUGCAAGAGCGACAAGUGCAGGGACGACAAGCGCAGAGCGGCGGAGGACAGUCCUUUUUCCAGAUCCUGUCCCAGCUGUACGAUCUCAAUCAGUGCCGGACACCAGACGGAUUACCGGGUUCAUGCGGCGACAUCAGACGAUGCAUAUACCUGCUGUGGGACUUCACCCGACUGAGACAGUCCAUUUGUUUCCAGAACCUUCUCUUUCCUGGGGUCUGCUGCCCUGGAAGGCCAACAACCACAACAACAACUGCAGCACACACUGCUGCCACGACUCCUCUUCCGUCUGGCUCUGAGCUUCCCAUUUCCUUAGAGAACCACUUUCUCGAAGAGGACUUGCCAGACCCAUUGGGAUCCGUCACCAUAGAAGCAUCCAAUGCAACCUCUAUACCUACAGCUGCUUCCACGCGACCGCCAAAGCCUUCGCCGUCAACCACAACAAGAAGACCGUCACCCUCCACGACAAAGAAGGUGAAGACGAAGCCUACAACGCCGAAGCCUACGAAAAGGCCUAGCGGAACGCCUAAGCCACCGAGGCCGACGGUUGUGGUGAAUAAUCCGCACCGACCUAGGCCUAGGCCGCCGCCUGCUCCCAGGCCACCGGUACCACAGGAGUCCAGGCCGCCUUCGUUGCCGCCGUCAAUUCCACCUCCCCCGCCGCCAGGUCUGGUAACUUCGAUGCUGACGCCUCCGGUGACGACGCUCACGACCGUGACACCUGCGCCAGUACAGAGAUCGUGCGGCGUGGCUGGCAGAGACGCUAGAAUUGUCGGUGGAGAAGAGGCCGCUCCAGGUCAGUGGCCGUGGAUGGCAGCAAUAUUCCUUGAGGGUCGACGAGGCCGUGAGUUCUGGUGUGGAGGAGCCCUCAUCAAUGAGCAUUUCAUUCUGACAGCUGCUCACUGCCUUUCGCAUCCAUCGGGUUACAAGUAUCGGAUUGGCCAACUGAGCGUCCGUCUGGGAGAACAUCAUAUCUACAGUGACCACGACAGCGCGCACCCAAUCGACUUCCGAGUCCUGGAGGCCUUGCAGCACCCACAGUUUGCGAGGCACGGCUUCUACAACGACAUCGCCUUGCUUCGUCUUGACGGCACUGUCACGUAUUCAGAGACAAUUCGACCUAUCUGCAUCCCCGAAGGACCCCUUUGGGAUCUUUCUGGAGUCAUGGCUACAGCGAUAGGAUGGGGAACCCUGUCUUACGGUGGUGCCAACAGCGGCUCUCUUCAACAAGUCUCCUUCCCGAUCUGGCGAAACCAGGACUGCGACCGCAGAUACGUACAGCCAAUUACAAAGGGAUUUAUGUGUGCAGGAUAUAUAGCUGGAGGGAAAGACGCCUGCCAGGGAGACUCUGGCAGUCCACUUAUGAUCCGCAACAGGGACCGACAUUGGCUCGUUGUCGGUGUCGUAUCAUUCGGUAGCCGCUGCGCUGCAGCCGGGUUCCCAGGCGUCUACACACGUGUCACUGAAUACCUCGACUGGAUUCGGCAAAACAGCAGACUGUGAUCAAUAUUUGUGCAACUAAGGCGCCAAAACACACGAAAGAGUGCUCUCGUGGCCACGCAACUUCACGCACGGGGUAUCGUCAUCGCACAAAAGGACACAGCGUUUAGUGUGAGCGGAAUGAUUGUGCUAAUUUAAUCGUAUGUAGA